Molecule: messenger RNA, 930 nt
Organism: Akanthomyces muscarius
Lineage: Eukaryota; Fungi; Ascomycota; Sordariomycetes; Hypocreales; Cordycipitaceae
Exons: 6
Coding region: 1-930 (309 amino acids)
Biological process (GO): fatty acid beta-oxidation
Cellular component (GO): peroxisomal matrix
Source: RefSeq, a predicted model, not a curated record
AUGGUAGCGACAGAUUAUCAAGACAUCGCGGUGGAGGUUUCUGGACAGAUCGGAAUCGUAAAGUUCAAUCGGCCGGACUUCUUGAACGCUUUCGGCGGCCGACUACUCCCAGAAACGAUAAAUGCCUUUCGUGAGCUAAACGAGGAUCCGGACACGGUAUUUACCGUUUUGACUGGGGAGGGCAGAUUUUUUUCUGCAGGCUGGGAUAUGAGAAAUGACAACAGUUUUCCAUUUGGUCCUUUCAAAACAGAUGCAGAUGCCAAGAUCGCGCACUCAAAUCACCUGUUUCCAUGCCUCGAAUUAGUUCGCACAAUCAUCGACCAUAGCAAGAUUUUCGUCUUAGCUUUCAACGGCCCUGCGGUGGGCGGCGGUGCAGCCUGGUUCCUCGGACUGGCAGACACGAUUCUAGCAGCAGACUCCUGUCACCUACAGGCGCCUUUCUCUUCGCUUGCGCUCGUGCCCGAGAACGGCUCCAUCCGCACGCUAUCACACAGCCUUGGCAUCCAUCGUGCCAAUGACAUUCUCAUUUACGGCAAAAGAGUCACAGCUCAGCAGCUGCACACCUGGGGCACAGUCAGCGAGUUAUUUCCAACAACGGGUUUCCUUUCGCAUGUCAAACUUUUUUUGGAAAAGCAGCUGGACGACAACGACGCUAAGAGCAUGAUGGUUGCCAAGAAACUACAGGCAACGGCGCUGCGCAACGAGAGGCUGCUAGCUGCGUACGACGCUAUGGAUGCGUUAAACGAAAGACUCGUUGAAGGUGCGCCACCAGCGAGAUUUAUAAAGAAAAUUCAAGAACUUCAGGGCAUAGAAGAAAGAGAAACAGUCGAAGCUCUGAAAGAAGAUUCUUCCCUCGACUGGGCACGCGUUGACGAGCCUCGUAGUUCAGUUACAGAGUUACAGUGCCUCACUAAAAAAUGGAGAAGAUAG